AUGCCAUGGCCGUUCAGCUCUUCCAGCCCAGGAGGAUCGCCUACACCCAGCAGAACAGAAGACGGCUCUCGGUCUAAGUCUACAUCAUGGAACGACCUCCUUCCAAAGCCUGAUCCUCCCCUACAGGCUGCGAAAGAGUGGGCUCCGGUGUUCCUGACGUCGGUCGCAUCACUGGCAGCCUUUAUCUUCUACCAGUCUCGCUUGCGGAGGUUUCCCACCGCAGGUUAUAUCCAGCCCAACUUGUUCAGGAAGCGGACUUUGCUAGGCCGGGUCACUAGUGUGGGAGAUGGUGAUAACUUUCACCUGUACCAUACACCGGGAGGGAGACUGGCUGGCUGGGACUGGCUAAGGAAGGUUCCCACCACGAAAGCUGCACUGAAGGGGAAGACUAUACCAAUACGUAUGGCCGGGAUUGACGCCCCUGAAGGUGCCCAUUUCGGCCGGCCGGGCCAGCCAGGGGCUGGGGAAGCUUUGCAAUGGCUCAGGAACUACAUCCUCAACAAACGCGUUUGGGUUCGCCUCCACAGGCGUGAUCAGUACGACCGUGUCGUUGCGACGGUGCACGUCAGACGGUUUCUCUACAAGAAAGACGUCGGCCUGGAAAUGUUGAAGCUUGGCUUGGCAACGACCUAUGAAGCGAAGUCGGGGGUCGAGUGGGGAGGGGCCGAAGAAGCGUAUAGGGCAGCAGAGGCCAAAGCCAAGAUGAAGAAGUUGGGGAUUUGGAACGGGAAAGCGAGCCACUUUGAAAGCCCUAGGGCCUACAAGACAAGAACCAGUGAGGCAGAAGGCAAAAAGUCUAGUUGGCUCUCUGGCUGGCUAUGA
This is a messenger RNA of Colletotrichum higginsianum IMI 349063, 822 nucleotides long. RefSeq names its product putative endonuclease LCL3. Gene Ontology annotation, cellular component: cytoplasm; mitochondrion. The record is from RefSeq and is a predicted model, not a curated record. The coding region runs from base 1 to 822 and encodes 273 amino acids. Lineage: Eukaryota; Fungi; Ascomycota; Sordariomycetes; Glomerellales; Glomerellaceae. The transcript is spliced from 2 exons.